Funneliformis geosporum is the source of this 1290-nucleotide messenger RNA. Lineage: Eukaryota; Fungi; Glomeromycota; Glomeromycetes; Glomerales; Glomeraceae. The record is from the annotation of a GenBank genome assembly.
AUGAAUUCAAGUUUCAAUAAUUCGGCUUUAGUAAACUCGAAUUCAUCAUUUAAUCAAAUGAAAGACUCAGAGUUACGUGAAGAAGACAUUGAAGCAAAAGAUAAUUUAGUUGAAAAUAUUCAAGAUCCUCAUAUUGAAAAGUAUGGUAAACUUCUUCAAACUCAUGAAGCAUUGAAGAAAAAACUUGAGGAAUUGCAAAAAAAUUAUGAAACAUCACAAAAAAUUCAUGAAGAAUUACGAAAAGAUCACGAAGAAUUACAAGAUAAAUUUCAAUCUGAAAAAGCACAAUUAGCAUAUCGAUUAGAAACAUCAGAAAAUAUUAAUACUAAAAUAAUUGAGAAUUACAGAAGAAAUGUUAAUGAAUUAAAGCAAGCCAAUGCUGAAUUGAAAGAACAAGCAUCAAAAUAUCAAUCAGCACUUGGAAUUGCAAAGACCUUUCGAUUAGGUGAUGAAGAUAAAAAUAAUUCCGUACAACUUAGAGAUGAUAUAUUAAGUUUACAAAAUGCUCUAGAAAUUUACGUAACACAUUUAAGACCGAAAAUACAUAUCGAUACAAAAAUGGUAAAUAAACUUUUUACCAAUUAUCAAAGUAAAAUUAAAGUAAAAACUACAGAUAUUGAUUUUCCUUCUAUUAAAGCUGUCUUACAACGUUAUGUCCUUGAAACAAUUUUCGGUUAUAUAAAAACUUAUCUCGAUCGUUCGAGUUCAGUUCUUGAAAUUUUUAAUCGUAAUGAUUAUAAUAAUCUUGAGGCACAAUUUGUUAACAAGGCAAAAGAACUGGAUAAAUUAGCAAUUGAAUUCACAAAUACACGUGUUGGAACCGAUAAUGUAACUUCAGCUGUACCCAUUAAAAUAAGGCAACAAAUUUACGCAGCUUUAGGAACUCGUGGAUUUUCCAACAUUUUGAAUUUUGAAAACAAAGCAAAUGAGCAUAAUUUCAUCAAAUUGCACAAAGAUAAACUUAACAAAGAAAUGGAUUCUUAUCGAAAGUUUUUAGAUCCUGCAAAGGAGAAAGAAAUCAAAAAAAAAACUGCAGAUAUCAUCCGUGAAGUUAUUAGGAUAUUUUUCUUUCGCCUCAAAACCCAAGAACCAAUUGCAGAAUAUGAGUGGAUUGGUCAUAAUGAAGAAUUUGAUCCAAAUCGAAUGACGGGAUCCUUGGAUGAAGAUGAUAUUGAAAAUGCAUACGUGGAUUUAUGUAUUUUCCCUCUUAUUUAUAAAAAAUCCAAUUCUUCCUCGUCAAAUUUACAAGUUUAUACUCCUGCAAAAGUCCUAAUCCAACAUAAAAAUUAA